Molecule: messenger RNA, 1767 nt
Organism: Sorex fumeus (smoky shrew)
Lineage: Eukaryota; Metazoa; Chordata; Mammalia; Eulipotyphla; Soricidae
Product: U3 small nucleolar RNA-associated protein 18 homolog
Exons: 13
Coding region: 1-1632 (543 amino acids)
Biological process (GO): rRNA processing
Cellular component (GO): small-subunit processome; Pwp2p-containing subcomplex of 90S preribosome
Molecular function (GO): protein binding
Source: RefSeq, a predicted model, not a curated record
AUGCCGCCCGAGCGGAGAAGCCGAACGAAAGCGGGUCGCGGGCCCGGCGCGAAGCCGGAGCGGAAGGUCCGGAAGCGGCCGGAGCCGAGAGCCGGCGAGGGGCCGCGCGGGCCGCCCCGCAAGGCCGCUCCUUCAUCCCCGCGGAAAGCCCCGGCCGGGCCGAGCGCCGCGACCGCUGCAGUCGCCGUCGCGGCGGCGGUGGCGGAGGAGAAGCGGCUCCGGCAGCGGAACCGCCUCACGCUGGAGGAGGACGAGCCGGGCGUGGAGCGGUGCCUGGAGGAGCUGGUGUUCGGCGACGCGGAGGCCGACGAGGACGCGCUGCUGCGGCGGCUGCGGGGCCCGCGGGUUCAAGUUCGGAAGGACUCUGAUGACUCAGAAGUGGAGAAUGAAGCAAAAGAUAAUUUUCCACCUCAGAAGAAGCCAGUUUGGGUGGAUGAGGAAGGUGAAGACGAGGAAAUGGUUGAGAUGAUGAACAAUAGGUUUCGGAAAAACCUGAUGAAAAAUUCCAGUGAGAGUAAACUUUCAAAGGAAAAGCUUCAAAAGCGACUUAAAGAAGAUGGGAUUCUUCCACUGUCUGUCUGUCAAAAGGAAGAUCUGUCUGACAAAGAUAUUUUCCCCAUUAUAAAAUACUGUUGUGUGGUAGAUGAGAAGGGUACGCUGUUAAGCAAGUCAAUGAAGAAUUGCCAACCUGCUAAUGCUGAAUGUCCUACUUCUGCUCGGAUCCCAUCUGUGCAGUUUCAUCCAGGUGCACAAGUUGUGAUGGUUGCUGGACUAGAUAACUCUGUAUCGUUAUUUCAGGUUGACGGCAAAACGAAUCCUAAAAUCCAGAGCAUCUAUUGGGAAAAGUUUCCGAUCUUUAAGGCUUGUUUUAGUGCUAAUGGAGAAGAGGUUCUGGCUACGAGUACCCAUAGCAAGGUUCUUUAUGUCUAUGAUAUGCUGGCUGGAAAGCUAAUUCCUGUGCAUCAAGUGAGAGGUUUGAAAGAGAAGAUAAUAAGGAGUUUCGAAGUUGCCCCAGAUGGGACCUUCUUGCUCAUAAAUGGUGUUGCGGGAUAUUUGCAUUUGCUGUCAAUGAAGACUAAAGAAUUGACUGGUAGCAUGAAAAUCAACGGGAGGGUUGCAGCAUCCACAUUUUCUUCAGAUAGUAAGAAAAUAUAUGCAUCUUCUGGGGAUGGGGAAGUUUAUGUUUGGGAUGUGAACUCCAGAAAGUGCCUUAACAGAUUUGUUGAUGAAGGCAGUCUCUAUGGAUUGAGCAUUGCUACAUCGAGGAAUGGACAGUAUGUUGCUUGUGGUUCUAAUUGUGGAGUGGUAAAUGUCUGUAAUCAAGAAUCUUGUCUCAAAGAAACAAACCCAAAGCCAAUAAAAGCUAUAAUGAACUUGGUAACAGGUGUUACGUCUCUGACCUUUAAUCCUGCUACAGAAAUCUUGGCAAUUGCUUUGGACAAAAUGAAAGAAGCAGUCAGAUUGGUUCACCUUCCUUCCUGUACAGUAUUUUCAAACUUUCCAGUUGUGAAAAAGAAGACUAUUUCUCUUGUUCAUACCAUGGAUUUUUCUCCCAGAAGUGGGUAUUUUGCCAUGGGGAAUGAAAAGGGCAAGGCUCUACUGUAUAGGUUGCACCAUUAUUCAGACUUCUAGAGAAAUUGUUCGAAGUUCAGCUGAGCCACAUGAAAAGAAUAUCCUGAUAAAUCUUAGAAAUUUUACAGAAUGUAUAAUAUGAUUUAUUGGUCCUGUUAUACCUAUUUAAUAGAAUUGUGUUAAUAAACACAUAAC